This is a messenger RNA of Arthroderma uncinatum, 4071 nucleotides long. Its product is annotated as ABC multidrug transporter SitT. The record is from RefSeq and is a predicted model, not a curated record. Lineage: Eukaryota; Fungi; Ascomycota; Eurotiomycetes; Onygenales; Arthrodermataceae. Bases 1 to 4071 code for a protein of 1356 amino acids. Gene Ontology annotation, cellular component: membrane. The transcript is spliced from 3 exons. Gene Ontology annotation, biological process: transmembrane transport. Gene Ontology annotation, molecular function: ATP binding; ATP hydrolysis activity; ABC-type transporter activity.
AUGGCAAAGGAAGAGGAGGACACUCCCUCGGGAGCAGGGCUGGUGACCGGAGACACCACAGCAAAUACCAGCGUACAAGUGCAGACACCAUCACAGAGUCCGCCAAAGCCUGCGAAGACAGAUAUUGCACUCAUAAUCAUUGGAACAAUUUCAGGAAUAGGUGCAGGCAUCCCAUUCCCUCUACUCGGUAUUCUGUUCGGUGAAUUAGUCGAUGACUUGAACUCGUCGACAUGCACUACCGCUCCACCUCCACCUGGAGGCUACCAAGCUGCCAUCACCACCAAGGUGUUGCAGGUCAUUUAUGUCUCGAUCCUAAAUUUCGUAUGCAUGUACAUCCACACUGGGUGCUGGAGCAUGGUUGGCGAACGCCUGGUUCGACGUCUACGGACCAAAUACUUCCACAGUCUUUUGAGACAAGAGAUUUCCUAUACAGACACUCUACCUUCGGGUGAUGUUACCUCUCGUCUGGUCAGUGAUAUUGAAGUAAUUCAAGCAGGAACGUCAGAGAAAGUAGGCUUGUUUAUCGGUACCAUUUCUUACUUCGUUGCUGCGUACGUUGUUGCAUUUCUCAAAGUUGCAACCAUCGCAGCCAUGCUCAUAUCGGUUGUUCCUAUCUACUUCCUGAUGGCGUUUGGUGGAGGACACUAUAUCAAGAAAUACUCGGGCCGAAUAUCGACUCAUAUCAACGCCGCAACGUCAAUUGCAUCAUCUAGUUUGUCUCAUAUGAGUAUCGUCCACGCAUUUAACGCGAAUGCGAGGCUGGAGAAGCUAUUCGCUCAUCAUCUGGCUAGUGCACGAAUGGAUUCGUUGAAGAAGGCCCUCACCCAUUCUAUGCAGUUCGGUAUGCUCUAUUUUGUGGCAUAUGCAUCGAAUGCGCUUGCAUUCUGGCAAGGGAGUAGAAUGAUAGCUGAUCUUGCGGAGGGGAAGCCAUCCAAGGUCUCGGUUGGCGCUGUAUACACUGUUAUAUUUGUUCUACUUGACGCCUCAUUUGUUCUCAGCCAGAUGGCCCCAUUUAUGCAUAUUUUCGCCUCGGCGGCAUCUGCAUCGGAAAGGCUCAUGACCACCAUUCGACGUCAGUCUGCUAUUGACGGAACCUCCUCGGAAGGUGACGCGACCAUUUCCUUGGCCGCAGAGGAAAUUGAGCUUCAAGACGUUACGUUCAAGUAUCCAGCUCGCCCCGAGGUCCCCGUGCUGCAAGGCGUAAGCUUCAAGAUCCCUCCAAACAAACAUACGGCUAUUGUAGGGACUUCAGGCAGCGGCAAGUCGACUGUCGUCGCACUUCUGGAACGACUAUACGAUCCAAUCACAGGUUCCAUCCGUGUGGGUAAUCGGGACCUAAAGGAUAUCAAUGUCCGACAUCUACGAGGAAGCAUUGGACUUGUUCAACAGGAGCCUAAUCUGCUCGAUCGAUCUAUACUAGAAAACAUCGCGCACGGGCUCGUCAGCUCCUCUCAGAAGAAACACGAACAUCUUCUACCUGCCUUGUUAGAUUCGAGCCUUUCUGACUUAGCCGAGAAAAUGCGACAGGGGGCAAGUGAAGAGGAAGCUGUAUCAGAGUACGAAGAUACGAUCCAAGAGAUCGUCAAUCUUACGCGUCAUGCGGCUACCCUGUCAAAUGCGAUUGACUUCAUCGAUGCACUACCCGAUGGUCUAGCGACAAGGGUAGGCAGUUCUGGUGCGGAACUAAGUGGUGGUCAGAAACAACGGAUCGCCCUUGCUCGGGCCCUAAUUCGAGAUCCACCAUUGUUACUACUAGAUGAAGCUACGGCUGCGCUUGACUCGACCAGCGAGCGACUGAUACAGGCAGCUCUGAACAAGGUGUCUGAAAAUGUCACGACUGUUUCCAUCGCACAUCGAUUGGCUACUGCUAAGGAUGCUGAUAACAUCAUCGUUAUGCAGAAGGGUAAGGUGAUGGAGCAGGGAACGCAUAUGAAUCUCGUAGCACAGGAUGGGGUGUAUGCUGGUAUGGUCCGGCUGCAGAAUCUAGGGAAGUUCAGUUCCUCUAGUUCGAUUAUGACGGAGUCCACACAGCUUGAUGCAAACGUCGAGAAGUCUCUAAUCACUACGGACACGCUUGUGAAUAAAGACGGGACGCUGGUAAUGGAUAAGGGCGCGCUAGACGAAAAGGAGAAAGCCGCCCAGCUAUAUAUACCUGAAGAAACGGAAGAAGUGAAGGCUGAAUCUGAUGAGAAGGAGAAGCCCAAACAAAGCCUAUGGGCUACUAUGAAGGGAUCAUUCCCGCUCAUCCGGCCGAAUCUACUACUUAUCUCGCUUGGACUGGCUACCUCCAUCAUGAUUGGAGUCAGCUAUACUGGUGAAGCAGUCAUUUUCGGUCACACCGUAGGCAGCCUCAGCGUCUGUCGAGGCGGCCCGAGCAUCCGCGAUAGCGGUAUGCUGUUUGGUCUGCUCUUUUUCAUUCUUGCAGUAGUCAAGUUCAUCGCUGUGAUAGUCAACGGAGCCGCGUUUGGCUGGGCCGCUGAGAAGACCCUCUAUCGAACACGGGUACUUUCACUGCGCUCACUGCUCCGACAGCCGUUGGAAUGGCAUACUUCUGAUGGACGAACACCUGGGCUACUAAUUGCCCAUGUUACCAGCGACGCCUCUGCCCUGAGCAGUCUGACAGGCACCACGAUUGGCGUGCUCUUCUCCACCAUUGCGAAUUUAUUUGCAGGUGUCAUCCUAUCGCAUAUUAUUGCAUGGAAGAUCGCUGUCGUUCUUCUAGCUACGUUGCCGGUUCUCCUGGCUUCGGGAGUCCUUAGACUUCGUAUAAUGGCUCAAUACCAGAAGAAGCAUCAGAAGGCAUUUGCACAAGCGACGGCUAUCACCGUCGAGGCUGUGGAUAAUAUCAAGUCAAUCGCAGCAUUCUCGCUUGAGCGUGAGGCCUAUGGAGUAUUUAGUCGGUCUCUGAGAGCUCCGUAUAAGUCGAACAUGAAGUCGGUAUUGUAUGGGAACUUUUGGCUAUCGUUGGCAUACAGUAUCAGCACGCUGGUAUAUGCACUGGCCUACUGGUGGGGAUCUCAACAGAUUCUAUCUGGCAUGUAUACGCAAGUGCAAUUCUUCAUCGUUUUGCCUGCACUGCUGUUCAGUACACAGUCAUGCGGCCAGAUGUUCGCUCUGGUACCUGACAUCUCCAAGGCACGCAUUGCAGCAUCCAACAUCGUCGAUCUCCUAUCCAUCAAACACGACGGCGACGAAGAAUAUGACAAAAGUAGCUCUAGUGCCCAUGCCAAACACACCGAUCCAAGAUUCUACAUGAUCGAAGACAAGCCCCAGGAUGUCGAGGCCCAGUCAAAUACAGCUACUCCAUCUUCAUUCCCAACAAAGGGCAUGGGCGUACAAUUCUGCAACGUCCACUUCCGCUACCCAUCCCGCCCCAACCAGCCUGCCCUCGACGACCUCACAAUUAACAUUCCACCAGGCCAAUUCUGUGCUCUCGUCGGCCCCUCUGGCUCUGGCAAAUCAACCACCUUUGCCCUAUUGGAGAAAUUCUACAAUCCAGCCUCAGGCUCCAUCCUGGUCGACGGCACAGACAUCACCAAACAAUCCGGCGCUGCCUUCCGAGAUACCAUCUCCCUCGUACCACAGGAGAACGUCAUGUUCGAAGGAACAGUAGCCUUUAAUAUCGGUCUAGGCGCCCGUCCUGACGUCGAAGCUACACAGGAAGAGAUCGAGGAGGCGUGCCGUCUAGCUAAUAUACAUGACACCAUUGCCGCGCUGCCGGACGGAUAUAAUACCGUCUGCGGCCAGGAUGGAAAACAGUUUAGUGGUGGUCAGAGACAGAGGUUGAGUAUUGCGAGGGCUCUGGUGAGGAAACCUCGUCUUCUGCUGUUGGAUGAGUCCACUAGUGCGCUUGAUGUGGAGAGCGAGAAGCAUGUUCAGGAUGCGUUGGCGAAGGUUGCACGUAAAACGACCAUAGUGGCUAUAGCGCAUCGGUUGAACACGAUCCAUCGGGCGGAUAGGAUAUUUAUGAUUGAGGGAGGCAAGUGUGUUGAUCAGGGGACGCAUGGGGAAUUGGUAGAGAGGUGCAAGAGUUAUAGGGCGAACGUCAUUCAUCAGUCGCUGGAUACGUAA